AUGAAUCAUUAUAAUCAUUUCUCACAAAUGGCUUGGGCAGAAACUACCGAAAUUGGUUGUGGUGUAGCAAAAUGCCCAAACUCUGAUUGGAAAACCUAUACUGUUUGUCAAUACAAUCCACCUGGGAAUUAUAUUGGGCAAGUUAUUUACAAAAAAGGAAAACCUUGUAAUGGUUGUGGAAGCACUGGAUGUGCUUCUAAUGGAUUGUGUAAUUGA
Molecule: messenger RNA, 216 nt
Organism: Meloidogyne enterolobii
Lineage: Eukaryota; Metazoa; Nematoda; Chromadorea; Rhabditida; Meloidogynidae
Source: the annotation of a GenBank genome assembly